UAUGUUUAAAUGGCUUGAGUGCAAGCUGACAGCAUAUCAAUAAGCAGCAGGUUACUGUAAUGUUAUCUGGUGUGAGGUGAUACAAGUGACUCCAUUAUCGGACGCUAGUGCCUAACAGCUCUGUGUGUGUGUGUGUGUGUGUGUGCUGCUCUAGUUAGCGUGUUUGUGUGUGUGCUUGUUGCCAGCCGUCAUCAAAACAAUUGGGACAGCUUGAAUUUUAUUAGUGCAAAGCUGGCAUAAAAAUGGCAUCAAUAGCAGCGGCGCAUGAGGCCGGUACCAGCCCGGGGUCCAUACCGCUGGCCGAGGCUUUAGUCCCCGCCAGUAUAUUCGCUCCGGACCGGGGAGGAUGCGGGGAAGACGCCGGGGAUGAGUGCUUCGACGACGGGGACAUUUUCAACGGCGAGCCGGAGGAGCGAGGGGUUGACUUCACCAACAAGCUUGCACUUGUUAGCCCAAAUGGAGAGCAGUAUGACUCAUUACUUCGCCAGCUACGAGACAGGAUGGAAGAGGGAUGUGGAGAGACCAUCUAUGUGGUUGGGAUGGGCUCAGAUGGUGGUGACUGGGGUCUGGAUGAGAAGGAUAUGGAGGCCUCAGUAGCCACGGUGCGAUCUAUGUGUGAGCAAGUGGAUGCUGAUCUUAUUACGCUCCGAGAGCGAAAUGAGGCUGCAGGUUUGGUACGCGACUAUCUGAUCCGCAGGCGUGUGGGCGAGCUGGACUUCCUGGAGGUCAGGGUUGCAGUCGUGGGUAAUGUGGAUGCCGGGAAGAGUACUCUGCUGGGAGUGUUAACGCAUGGAGAGCUGGACAACGGCAGGGGCUUUGCCCGGCAAAAGCUCUUCAGACACAAACACGAGAUGGAGAGUGGCAGGACCAGCAGUGUGGGCAACGAUAUCCUGGGGUUUGACCAGGAGGGACAGGUGGUGAACAAACCAGACAGUCAUGGAGGAAGCCUGGACUGGACCAAAAUCUGUGAGAAGUCCUCCAAGGUCAUUACCUUCAUUGACCUGGCGGGCCAUGAGAAAUACCUCAAGACCACCGUGUUUGGGAUGACCGGACACUUGCCUGACUUCUGCAUGCUCAUGGUGGGCAGUAAUGCAGGUAUCGUAGGGAUGACCAAAGAGCACCUGGGCCUGGCCUUAGCGCUGAAUGUGCCUGUGUUUGUAGUGGUAACCAAGAUAGACAUGUGUCCAGCCAACAUCCUGCAAGAGACAUUGAAGCUGCUCCAGAGGUUACUGAAGUCCCCCGGCUGUAGGAAGAUUCCUGUCCUGGUACAGAACAAAGACGACGUCAUAGUCACAGCUUCAAACUUCAGUUCAGAGAGGAUGUGUCCCAUCUUUCAGAUCUCCAAUGUGACUGGAGAGAACAUGGACCUGCUUAAGAUGUUUCUCAACCUGCUCUCCUCCAGGACCUCCUACAGAGACGACCAGCCUGCUGAGUUUCAGAUAGACGACACCUACUCUGUACCGGGAGUGGGAACAGUAGUAUCAGGAACUACUUUACGUGGACUUAUACGACUGAAUGAUACAAUGCUGCUUGGGCCGGACCCCUUGGGCAGCUUCAUCCAAAUUGCUGUCAAAUCAAUUCACCGCAAGAGAAUGCCUGUAAAGGAGGUCAGAGGAGGCCAGACUGCCUCAUUUGCUCUCAAAAAGAUCAAGCGUUCGUCCAUAAGGAAAGGCAUGGUGAUGGUUUCCCCAAGGCUAUGCCCACAGGCCACUUGGGAGUUUGAGGCCGAGAUCCUGGUUCUGCAUCAUCCCACUACGAUAUCCCCCAGAUACCAGGCCAUGGUCCACUGUGGCAGCAUCCGGCAGACAGCCACCAUCUUGUCUAUGAACAGAGACUGCUUACGAACAGGGGACAAGGCUUCAGUCCACUUCCGCUUUAUCAAGACCCCCGAGUACCUGCACUGCGACCAGAGGCUGGUGUUCAGGGAGGGCCGCACCAAGGCCGUGGGUACCAUCACUAAGCUGUUGCAAUCCACCAAUAAUUUACCAUCAAAUUCCAAACCACCACAAAUCAAAAUGCAGUCUACAAAGAAGGGACCACUGCGAAAAGAGGAUGGCACCGCAACCAGCGGUGAUGAUGUAGCAACGAUAGCACAGUCAGCAUGCCCAAACACAACACAACCGUGAUAGGAAGGACUCUGGCCUCUUCUCUGGAGGACCCGACUCUGAAGGAAGGAUCCCACCAAGGAAGGAUCCUUGACUUUGGGAUACAGCCUGUGUAUUACGAAGCAAGAUGGUCGAGUUCAUUUCCUGGCGAUCUUGAUACAUUUGAGUAAAUGUUUUCUGGUUUAGGAGGUGCCUGAUCAAGUGUUUUUGUUAUCUCUCCUUUUGCAGCCAAAGUCGGGAGGAGGUGGAAGGAGAAGGGGCGGCCAGAGGCACAAAGGAAAAGGCCAGAACAGCAGCACCAACUCCACAGCAGCUCCCUCCCCGUCAGGAACAGGAGGCUCCUGAACUGCCCUUGUGUCCCUUGUGAACCUCCCUCUCUGCUAUCAUUCCACCAAGUGUCUUCAUUCCACAAACCAUGAAAGAUAUUUGGAGAAAGACACUCCUCAGUCUUAUCACUCCUUGCCUUUUUACACCGGGUCCUAUAGUUUUUUAUUUUUAAGGGACGCAAAGGGUGUGUCUCACACCGAAAGGCAAACACCCUUUAUGCAUUUUAACGUCAGCUGCCUUUACUAUUAUUGAAUGGUUUGGGUGAUGGAAAGUAGUGUGGUUUUUGAGGUGAGCCUCACUCAGGAUGAUUUAUUUAAUUUUAUCCAUAAUUUAUGUGUGUAGGAAAUCUACAAUUCAGUCCUCUGGCUCAGUGUCAGUGGCAGGGAGGGAGGCCAAGCUAGGGCUGCACGAUUACGGCCAAAAUGAUAAUCACGAUUAUUUUGAUCAAUAUUGUAAUCACGAUUAUUCAUCAUGUUAGGGAAAACAUCUGGAUUUUUAUUGUACUACUUUUAAACAAACAAUAGGAACAGUUUUUAAUUUGUGUACAGAGUGUCCGCUGCAUGUUGUAAACAAACAGAGAUCGCUAAGUGAAGCCUAUUAGCAAUUUGCAGACUGGACGCUAAGGGGUUAACAUCCCCUCCAGCUCUGCAGCUGGGAGAGACUGCUGCAGGAGGACUGUGCUGCUUGAACUCUUUCUUACUCUUCUUUACGAGCCGCGGGGGCCAGAGGCUCGUAAAGAAGAGUAAGAACGAGUCUCCAAAAGUCUCCAAUAACACCAGAAAAAGUCGCUGGAUUUGUCUCCAGUCACUUUUGCUAGGUUGGCAACACUGCUUCGCCGGGUGUUGCCGUGGCGUCGAGUACUACGUCACAUCCUGCUAAGCAUUCUAUCCAAUCAGCAACCAGGCUGUUUUCAGGGGAGAAACACGGCCCCGCCCCCUGGUGGUUGGUGGACUACUGGUGUAGAAAGUGCUUGAUUAGAUCUGCAGGAGAGCCGCAUUUUAAAAUGGAAAUAUCGCCGACGAUCAGGUUAAUUUAAUCGUGGCGGCCAAAAUCGUGAUCACAAUUAAAAUUUGAUUAAUUGUGCAGCCCUAGGCCAAGCCCAAAACAAGGGUCCAGUACCAAUAUGAGCAGCUAUACGUGAGAUUCCCCGAUGCAUUCCCUGUGUAUUUGCAAUGAAAAACAGUUCAUAUACUAUUUAUACUGCAUAUGUACAUUAGCUGUUAGUCGGCUCCUAUUGGAACGAUGCCAUUGUACAAAACAUAUGCAAAUCAUAAAUGAAUGUAGCAGAGGGCACAGUGAUUUUAAAUUCUAGAUAUAUGGAAAAUAUAAGCUGUUACAUUUUUUUAUAAUUUUAAUUAGUUAUUUAUUUGGCAUACAUGCAGAAGGUUCACUCUCAUGGUCUUUAAUCUUUCAAACUACUCACACUCACUCGUAGAUUCAGUAGGAACCAUCACGCUUCCACCGUCAGUCAGCCAACCUUACUUAUAAAAAUUGUCUUAGUACAAACAAAUACAGCAAAUAAUCUUUUCACUCCAAUAGUUGCUCAUGUUUAUAAGACAUGCAGUACUUUCAGUGCUACUUGUAACUCUAGUACCCCAUGCGUUUAUAGCCUGUUGUUAAGAUGUUGUGACAUUUUAAAACAAAAGUUGCCGCUAAAAACUGACCAUUAAUAAACAGGCUUUACUGAACUUUUUAA
This is a messenger RNA of Centropristis striata (black sea bass), 4128 nucleotides long. It is a transcript of the gene gtpbp1, whose product is annotated as GTP binding protein 1. The coding region runs from base 243 to 2126 and encodes 627 amino acids. Gene Ontology annotation, biological process: translational elongation. The transcript is spliced from 13 exons. The record is from RefSeq and is a predicted model, not a curated record. Gene Ontology annotation, molecular function: translation elongation factor activity; GTPase activity; GTP binding. Lineage: Eukaryota; Metazoa; Chordata; Actinopteri; Perciformes; Serranidae.